AUGUCGGGCAGAAAAAAAAAGGAUUAUUGCAAGAUUCCCGAAGUUAGAAGAGAGGUAUUAAUUCCACUAUUUCAAUAGACAAUCCUGUUUAAAUAAGCAAAUAACCUGUUCUUUCAGGUUCUUAAAGAAGUACUUGACUUGCUACCAAGUUCCCUUUCGUUGAAGAGGAUUACGAUAGACUUUGAAAAGGCUCUUUGGUCCGCAAUAGGCCAGUUACUACCUGAUGUGGACAUCAGAGGUUGUGCCUUUCAUAUGACCCAAGCACUGUGGAGAAAGGUUAGUAAGAAAUUAUUGUAAACUGUUUAACUAAAAAAUAUAUCCGUAAAUCAUAAAUCUUCAAAAUUUUCGCCGAUUAGUGGGAACAAGCCAUGUAGUGAAUAUCUUUGAGUGACACAUAUUCUAACUAAUGAGGAGCAAGACCAAUUUCGUUUAAUUUCCCUUUUUUUUUUUCCUAGGUUCAAGAGCUCGGGUUACAGAGUGCGUACUGCAAUGAUCCCGGUACCCACGAAAAAUGAUGGCCUUGCCCUACUUACCGGACCAGGAGAUUGA
Molecule: messenger RNA, 549 nt
Organism: Porites evermanni
Lineage: Eukaryota; Metazoa; Cnidaria; Anthozoa; Scleractinia; Poritidae
Source: the annotation of a GenBank genome assembly